Molecule: messenger RNA, 2244 nt
Organism: Columba livia (rock pigeon)
Lineage: Eukaryota; Metazoa; Chordata; Aves; Columbiformes; Columbidae
Gene: RFTN2
Product: raftlin family member 2
Exons: 10
Coding region: 222-1742 (506 amino acids)
Source: RefSeq, a predicted model, not a curated record
AGGAACCAAACUUUGAAAUACGGAGUAAACUGCUUUGCAUGUACUUUUCUGCCCUUUGAGAUGCCAGAAGCAAUUUCCUCUGGAAGCUGACUUCCUUUCUGGAAAUGAUUUUCGUCUCCAACCAUGUUGAGGCUCUUUUCUCAUUCCCUCAUUCUGACUAAGUUGCUUUUUUCCCCUUUGCUCGGCUCCCGCGCUUGAGUAGAAGUUGUGGAGAUCUUGCCAUGGGGUGCGGACUGAGGAAGCUGGAAGACCCAGAUGAUAGCAGCCCUGGAAAAAUCUUUUCUACGUUGAAGAGACCACAAGUUGAAACAAAGACAGAUUCUGCGUAUGAAUAUGUAUUGCUGGAUUUUACUUUAGAAGCUUCCUCAAAUCCAGAAGUUAUCCAGAUCGGUUCUGUGGUGGAUAUCGCAUCCAAGGUGGAAGAAUAUUACAGCAAGGGGUAUGUUGUGGGAGCUGUUCAUCCCGUUAUCCUGCCCGUUGGCCACAGAAGGAACUUCUCUGCAAGUCACAUGUACCGGGUGGUGCUGUCACGCUUGAAAUUGAGCCAGAAGCAGGCGGCACCCAGAGCACAAAGACACCCCAGGCUGGUGAUCGAGGAAUGUCCCUUAACGUGUGACACGCUGACAAACGAAGUGGUGAAAGAGCUGUUAGAAAAGGUUAAUGAAGCUGCUAAAAGAGGAAAGAAGUUUGUGGGCUUUGUCAUGCAGCAUUUUCCUCAACCUAAAGCCUGCAAUGGAAGCAGCGCAGAUGGAAGCGCGGAGCUGGAGUCGACGCUGGGCAGAAGAAACAGAGAACACAGAAGAAAAAAUUCUGAUGAGAACUAUAAAAACUGGACCGAAGGGCCGUUGAGCGGUCACUCAUCUGAGAGCGGCGUGGAGGAGGAAUUGCCUGGAGAAGGGCUGUUCCAGGAGGCGGAUUUCCACUUUGGAAAAGAAGUCAGCCCUGGCAAACCACACAAAGGAGAUGACAAGCUGUUUACAGUCUUCAAUGUUUUUGAUGAUGAUUCUACCUGCUGGACCUACCAGGAAGGAGUUUUGUCUAUGAAAGUGGCAAGAAAAGGGCCAGUUAUUAGUACACUGGAAGCAGACUGGCUGGAAUUAACCACAUUUUAUUAUAAACAAGGAUUGUCCUUAAUUGAUUCUUUUGUACACUGGGAAACUUCUAAAGGGGACUAUUUGCCCAAAUCUUUAGAAGGAUUAUUCAUCUACGAAGAAGAAGGUGCUGGGGUUCCAGGUUCUAACAGGAAAGGAAAUGAUGCAAUAGUUGUUGAACAAUGGACAGUCAUCGAGGGGUGUGAAAUUAAAACAGAUUACGGACCUUUACUGCACACGCUGGCUGAGUUUGGAUGGCUCCUGACCUGCGUCCUGCCCACACCGAUUGUUCGACAUGACAGUGAAGGAAACCUGGCCACAAAGCAGGUUGUUUUUCUUCAGAGACCUGUUAUGUGGAAUUCCACUGUCCAGACGCCAGAUAAGAAAUCCUUAAGACAAGUGCUUGGGGAGGAAAGAGGCCAAGUGUCCAGCAGAGGUGUCGGAUCAGACACAGCCGCUUCUCACCCUGGAGAAACGGGCCCCCCGGGGGAUGAGUUUCACCUCUCUGCUCCCAAACAGUGUUGGAUCAGGGAGGGAUCCUCGCACUACGGGGGUUUUCCAGGGUUCAGUACCAGCGACGGAGCGUUAAGGGAACUGGAUGAUGGACAAUUUGACCAGGAAGAUGGAGUCACUCAGGUCACGUGUAUGUGAUGAAGUAAGUAACUGCAUCAGAUGGACAUGUACAUAAUUCACACAAACGUUCGGUUUGGUUUUAAAUCGUACUACUUUAAACGCGUUGGUAUAAUCCUAUGACUCUUCACAGAUCCUUUUUGUACUUUUGUCUGUUUCUUUGUGUUAAUCCUACUGUAGUAAUAAUACUACUGCAAAAUAAUUUGCUUUUCUGUCUCUCUUUGAUAGAAUAACUACAUGACUGGGUGCUCUGCUAACUUGUUAAUGCUUUUGACAAGCAAGAAAGCAAAUGCUGCAGAACAGCGACAGUUUGAAUUGUGUAAGAGAGAAAGGAAUGAGGAUGUUUAGUAUUUUCCACAAGCUGGAGGACUGUGUGUGUGUGUGUGUUGGUUUUUGGUGUGUUUGCUUGUUUUGCAUUUCUUUAAGGGUGUUGUAAAUAUUGCUGGGGGGAAAAAUUUAACUAUCUAAGUUUCAAUGUAAUUUUCACUUUCCUUGCAUAAAUUGAAGUCCUGGAGAAACGUAA